UUGAGAACUAUUACAACAUAUUUUUAUGGGAAUGAAUGGAGAUUGAGAUUGGAAUUGGAAGGAAAGUAAAAAACGUAUCUUUAAAGAUUCCAUAUCCAUACAAAACUCCAUGGCCAAAGCCUACUUAGGCACCACACCACACAUCAACCCAUUCGCCCACUCCACACUCUUCCACAAACGCUCGCGUCUCUCCUCGGCCGGAGCAAUGCCGCCGGACCAGAACCCACCUCGGCCGCACCCGUCGCUAGAAAUCGUCGACGGAACUCGUGGCUCGUUUCUACACGCGCUCAAGACUCUAGUCCGACCUUACACACCCUUCCCCUUCGUCGCCUGGAACCGCCACGUGGAAACCAUCUUUGCCGCCUUCUUCCGGUCCGUCCCCGACGUCAGGCUCCGCCGCGAGUGCCUCCGUACUAAGGAUGAUGGUUCUGUUGCCCUCGAUUGGGUCCCUGGCGAUGAUCGCAGAUUGUCGCCCGAGUCUCCUCUUCUCAUUCUUCUGCCUGGUUUGACUGGUGGUAGUGAUGAUUCUUACGUGAGACAUAUGCUACUUCGAGCCAAAAGCAAGGGAUGGCGUGUAGUUGUCUUCAAUAGCAGGGGUUGUGGGAAUAGCCCCGUUACCACUCCUCAGUUCUAUUCAGCUUCAUUUUUAGGAGACAUGCACGAAGUAGUAGCACAUGUUGGUGCUCGGUAUCCGAAAGCUAAUUUAUAUGCUGUUGGUUGGUCUCUUGGUGCAAACAUUCUUGUUCGCUACUUAGGUCAGGAAUCUCAUACCUGCCCCCUUUCUGGUGCUGUGUCAUUGUGCAAUCCUUUCAAUUUGGUCAUUGCAGAUGAGGAUUUUCACAAGGGAUUCAAUAAUGUUUAUGACAAAGCUCUUUCAAGUGCUCUUUGCAAAAUUUUCAAAAAGCAUGCUCUACUCUUCGAGGACAUUGGUGGUGAUUUUAAUAUUCCAAUGGCUGCCAAGGCAAAGACUGUCAGGGACUUUGAUGAAGGACUAACUCGUGUUUCAUUUGGCUUUAAGUCAGUAGAUGAUUACUACUUCAACUCCAGUAGUUCAGAUUCCAUUAAAGAUGUCUGCAGACCUUUGCUUUGCAUCCAGGCAGCAAAUGAUCCAAUUGCUCCAAGUAGGGGAAUUCCUCGUGAAGAUAUAAAGGCGAAUCCAAAUUGUUUAUUGAUAGUGACACCACAAGGCGGCCAUCUCGGAUGGGUUGCCGGUGGUGAAGCUCCCAUUGGAGCCCCUUGGACAGACACUGUAGUCAUUGAAUUCCUUGAGCAUCUGGAGAGAGAAGCAUCAUCUAAAGCUCUUUCAUCUUCUAGUAACACAGGCAUAGUGCACCACAUGGAGGUGUAAAUCAUCAGCAAGUGCCUCAUUCUCCAUAUUCAACAUACUGGUACGAUUCUUUUGUUUUUAACUGCUACCAUUACAGCCUAGCAGGAAAAUUGCACAUUAUAAAACAUGAAAAUCAAUCAAUUAUAUCUGGUGGUGAAGGUGUCCAUUUGUGUUGAUCAUGAUUAAAACUUUGUAUACAUUAUAUUGCUAUCAAAAAAUGAACAUGAUGUGAUGUGAUUCAGAAACUCUUGCAGUCUUUUUUUUGUACCCAUUUGGAUUGUCCUCUAUAUGUGAAGGAAUAUUCUUUUUCUUGA
Molecule: messenger RNA, 1641 nt
Organism: Humulus lupulus (European hop)
Lineage: Eukaryota; Viridiplantae; Streptophyta; Magnoliopsida; Rosales; Cannabaceae
Product: embryogenesis-associated protein EMB8
Exons: 8
Coding region: 110-1348 (412 amino acids)
Molecular function (GO): monoacylglycerol lipase activity; short-chain carboxylesterase activity
Source: RefSeq, a predicted model, not a curated record